AACCCGUCCAGAGGACCUAUACAAUUUUUUUCCUUUUAACCUUAAAUCUUAGUCUGGUUGUUUUUGUGACGCCUUCACUCUCUGACUGAACUAAGACUGARUGACGAGUCUCCCAUAAAUCUGCAGUAGUUACUGUUUAAAAAGAGAAGAAAACAUGACUCAGUCCUGCACCUCAGCUUUUAUUUCCUGCUCUUUUUCAGACGGUCAGAAGCCAAAGAGUGAGCAGCCUGCAGCAGGAGGAGCAGCAGGAGAAGCAGCAGGAGGCGCAGCAGCUGAACCCUCCACCUCACAGCCUGCAACACGUGAYGAGAAAACUGAAGAGUUCAAGGCUGCAGCAUCAGCGGGGGGAUCUGACGGCUCGGGGGGUAGCGGAGAGGAAGGAAGUGGUGAUGAGGAAAGCAGCGACUCCUGUGAGGGCGAGGAAACAGAUGAAGACAGUGAUGAAGAAAAGGAAGAGAAGGAGGAAGAGGAGAACGAGCCGCUGUCUUUACAGUGGCCUCCAACCGCUCGUAAACAGGCCAGCUACCUGUUCCUGCUGCCCAUCGUGCUCCCGCUGUGGCUCACGCUGCCGGACGUCCGAAACCCGGCGUCCAAGAGAUUCUUUAUCCUCUCGUUCAUUGGUUCAAUCUUUUGGAUCGGCGUCUUCUCCUAUCUGAUGGUGUGGUGGGCUCAUCAGGUGGGCGAGACUGUGGGCAUCUCAGAGGAGAUUAUGGGUCUGACCAUCCUGGCAGCAGGGACGUCCAUCCCUGACCUGAUCACCAGUGUGAUUGUGGCCAGGAAAGGUUUGGGAGAUAUGGCCGUGUCCAGCUCAGUGGGCAGUAAUAUCUUCGACAUCACUGUUGGACUUCCCAUCCCGUGGCUCAUUUAUACUUUCCUCCACAACGGCAAACCAGUGACUGUCAGCUCCAACGGCCUGUUCUGCGCUAURGUGCUGCUCUUCCUCAUGCUCCUCUUCGUCAUCAUUUCCAUAGCUGUGUGUCGCUGGAAGAUGAGCAAAAUGCUGGGUGUCACCAUGUUUGUUCUGUACUUUGUGUUCCUCGUCCUCAGCGUCCUCCUGGAGGACCGCAUCCUCGUCUGUCCCGUCUCCAUCUGAGCUGACGAGAUUCUGCUCUUGAACUGCAGAGGGUCAUUUGUUCCCAAACGUUUUACACCCUGAACCCCCAACAGGACUUACAAAACAAACCCCCUUUAUGUCAUCACCCAUAAAACAUCCCACACAGCAGGUCAAAACAUCCACUUUGUACUAAACAGUAAAUUUUUAGCUAGACUAACAAAUUAUUUGGUGUUUAAAUUCCUUGUGUGCACCACUAGAAAAAACUCCCAUGUAUGAGAGGCCUUUCAGGCCAUAAACAUACGUUUGUAUCACAAGUAGAUGACCUCAGUCAUAUAAAAGGUUAAACAGGUGAGUUUACAGUGGACAAUAUAUUAAUGAAGAGAAACUCCACCCUACAAACAAGCCUUCAUUUUUGAUUUGAUCAACCUUUUUUGAGACCAAAGGUGGUGAGAGAAAAAUGGAUCCGAAGAAGAAUUCGAGAACACUUUGGGUGAAUCCUUGACCCCUAGCUUUAGGUUUGGAGCAUCUCCUUGACCCCUUGCUAGGGUAAAGAUUCCUGUAAGCAUACAGUGUUUUGCUGAAAUUCCAACAUGAUGCUAAAUAUUAUCUAGCUUGUCACAGCUGUGGUGAAGUCUCAGGCCUGGAUUUAUCAGAAGAGAGUGCCGUUGUCGCAGGUGCUAAUUAAGAGUUCGCUCAAACUUUACAUCUAAUUCUCAAAUCUCUUGGAAAGAGAGAUGUGUGCCUUGAACUGAGCUGCCAACAUUUACCCACAUUUAAAUCAAGUUAUUUUGAGCCAAAACUGUCCUUAUUAAUGGAAGUUACUGUUUGUGGAAAAGUCUUCAUUUUCAAAGUUUAUCACUGUUUUAGACACACAAUUAGCCUCUAAUAUUUACUGUCUUCUGAGAGAUGACAAGAGGAGAAUAUGCUGCUCUAAUGUCUUCAGGUAAAGAGGACAAGCAUGUCAGGAAAAGUAUAAUUUAUUCUCUCAUCGAAUGAUUAAUGUUGAACAUUUAGUGUAUUUAACAGAAAUAUUAAAGUGCAAGUAGGGGUCUCUGCAGUACAUAGGGGGAGUCUCCUGGCAGUGUGGGUGGAGUUCGUGUUGUGGGCGGGAUUUGACCUAACUGCAAUUUGUCAAGUUGACUUGUCUUGUGGGGCAAGUUAAAAGAUGAAGUAAUGUUUACAGUAAAAGUAUUGUGAACAUCUAAAUAUAAUUUAUUGAAUUCAAAUUUGGUUCAACUAACACCAUCCUGUCACAAGUUACAACUAAUAUUUUCAUUUUCAAAAAUAGUGAUCAUUUUCGUGUUAGAGCAGUUUUGACCAAUGUUGAAUUGUUACACAUCCCUCCACGUGUACAUUGUUUGAAUUUUGGGUMGCCAGCACCUUCCUGUCUCGAGURAMGAUUAAAAUGAUUUUUAAUUUUUAAAGUUAUAGCUGCUUUCWGGGCGUUMCGACCGAGCUACACAUCCCCUCAGCUGCCCAGCGCUCAUCCAACUGAAUAUGUCUUCUUCAAACCUCAUCCAACAUAUCCAACCAAUCAUGUCAUUCCCAAAAUCCUCCCAUAAAAUUCAAACAGAUCAGUCAUGUUUUGACAAACUCCCUCAAACCAAGAAACUCACACUUAGUGACUGUAGAGACURCCUUCUCAAAAAGUGGGUCUUAAGCAUUGGAGUUUAUUUUCAGGUGUAUCAAAGACACUUUUAAAUGUUUUUUGUUCAGCUUCGUUUAACUCAUAAUAUGAAACACAAUAAGCUAGAUAAAACAGUAACUAAAUAACAUCAAAUGGAUCUAGAAAAUUGGUUCACAAACUUUUCAGCAUUGAUACCACAAAUAAUACAACAGCAGAGAUUUGCUAUUAUAAACACUCAUCUACUGUAAGUCAAAUACAGUUCAACCCGCUCUAUGCUAUAAUACCUAUAAUAGCUUUAUUCUUUAAAGACUACUCUUAUGUUUGACAUUUAUUGAAAAAUAUGCUUUUGCCAAGUUUUUAAAUUGGUUUUUCUCUGGAAAUGAUCUUCAAUGUAUUGAUUUAUCUGAGGCAGUUGAUAAAACGGGUACAGCUCAUUCUGAGUGAAUCAGGGCCUGAUUCAGCACAUACUCUAUCAACUCUGAACAUCUUCUUGAUGCUCCAGAUCUCAUCUUAAAGACUCGUUCUGGGGAUAGGUGGAGAGUURCAGGGUCAUACAUCAUUUGGACAAACACUAAAGGCUUGUUGGGGUCACUGAGUCACAUGUCCAUCCUGUCAGCUGUUUGGGAUGAAGCCAUGCAGAGACAAUAAUUGAUUUGGUCACAUUCUCAUAAAGAUUGAUUGAUUGAUUGAUUGAUUGAUUGAUUGAUGAUGCCUUUAUUGCCAUUGUAUGGAGCACAAAGAAAUUACA
Messenger RNA from Austrofundulus limnaeus, 3429 nucleotides. Its product is annotated as sodium/potassium/calcium exchanger 1. The record is from RefSeq and is a predicted model, not a curated record. Gene Ontology annotation, biological process: long-term synaptic potentiation; calcium ion transmembrane transport; long-term synaptic depression. Bases 155 to 1093 code for a protein of 312 amino acids. NCBI's taxonomy places the organism in Eukaryota, Metazoa, Chordata, Actinopteri, Cyprinodontiformes, Rivulidae. Gene Ontology annotation, molecular function: calcium channel activity; calcium, potassium:sodium antiporter activity. The transcript is spliced from 5 exons. Gene Ontology annotation, cellular component: plasma membrane.